GCUCGAGAGUGGAGACGGAGUGAAGGUGAAAGCUACCGCCGCUGGCUACCGUUCUCCGUCCCGCGCGUGGGAAGUGGAAGGUCUCGAUUCUGGACGGCUUGGAGCGUCCACCAUGAGGAGAAGUGAGGUGCUAGCUGAGGAGUCUGUUGUGUGCCUCCAGAAAGCUCUAGCUCACCUUCGGGAAAUCUGGGAGUUGAUUGGGAUCCCAGAGGAGCAGAGACUGCAGAGGACCGAGGUCGUCAAGAAGCAUAUAAAGGAUCUUCUGGAUAGAAUGGUCGCUGAAGAAGAGAGCCUGCGGGAAAGGCUUCUCAGAAGCAUAUCCAUCUGUCAGAAGGAGCUGAGUACCCUGUGCAGUGAGUUACAAGUGAAGCCAUUUCAGGAAGAAAAAGAAACAACUGUCUUGCAACUGGAAAAAGAUUUGCGAACUCAAGUUGAAUUGAUGAGAAAACAGAAAAAAGAGAGAAAGCAGGAACUUAAGCUACUGCAAGAGCAAGAGCAAGAACUCCGAGAAAUUCUUUGUAUGCCUGCCUGUGAUGUGGACAGCACAUCUGUCCCCACCUUAGAAGAGCUGAACCUAUUCCGACAGCGUGUGGCUACAUUGAGGGAAACAAAGGAAUCAAGGCAUGAACAAUUUGUCAACAUUAAGAGACAAAUCAUAUUGUGUAUGGAAGAGUUAGAGCAGACUCCGGAUACAAGCUUUGAGAGGGAUGUAGUGUGUGAAGAUGAAAGUGCCUUUUGUUUAUCACUGGAGAACAUUGCAACAUUACAGAAGUUGCUAAAGCAGCUGGAAAUAAAAAAGUCACAAAAUGAAGCAGAAUGUGAGGGGCUCCGUGCUCAAAUCCGAGAGCUCUGGGAUAGGUUACAAACCCCUGAAGAAGAGCGAGAACCUGUGGCUGCAAUUAUGACUGGGUCAAAAACCAAAAUCAGGAAUGCGUUGAAAUUAGAAUUGGACCGGUUAGAAGAACUGAAAAUGCAAAACAUAAAGCAAGUGAUUGAGACAAUCCGAGCGGAGGUGGCUCAGUUCUGGGACCAGUGUUUUUAUAGCCAGGAACAGAGGCAGGCUUUUGCCCCUUACUAUUCUGAGGACUACACAGAGAACCUGCUCCAUCUUCAUGACGCUGAGAUUAUACGGUUGAGAAACUACUAUGACCUUCACAAGGAACUGUUUGAAGGGGUCCAGAAGUGGGAAGAGAGCUGGAAACUUUUCCUAGAGUUUGAGAGAAAAGCUUCAGAUCCAAGUCGGUUUACAAACCGAGGGGGAAAUCUUUUAAAAGAAGAAAAGGAACGAGCAAAGCUCCAGAAAACACUCCCUAAGCUGGAAGAGGAGUUGAAAGCACGGAUUGAACAAUGGGAACAAGAGCACUCAACAGCAUUUGUGGUAAACGGGCAGAAAUUCAUGGAGUAUGUUACAGAGCAAUGGGAAUUACAUCGGCUGGAGAAAGAGCGAGCCAAACAGGAGAGGCAACUAAAGAACAAGAAACAGACAGAGACAGAGAUGCUGUACGGCAGUGCACCCCGGACACCGAGCAAAAGACCAGGACAGACUCCCAACAAGUCUGGCAAAGUACGCAAGAUGAACACUACCACCAUGUCUAGUGCUACACCCAACAGUAGCAUCCGGCCUGUCUUUGGUGGAUCCGUGUACCGCUCACCUCUGUCUCGACUACCCCCUUCUGGCAGCAGCAAGUCAGUAGUCACUCCUCUGUGUUCUGGAAAGAAGACACCUCGAGCUGCCCGGGUGAGGGCCAACAAGGAGAACCUGGACCUCAAUGGCAGCAUCCUGAGCGGUGGGUACUCUGGCUCGACCCCACUCCAGCACAACUGCAGCAUUAAGUCUGUUGCCAGCACCUAUUCUGAGUUUUCGAAGGACCCGUCCCCCUCUGACAGCUCCACUGUUGGGCUUCAGCGAGAACUUUCAAAGGCUUCCAGAUCUGAUGCUACUUCUCGAAUCCUCAAUUCAACCAACAUCCAGUCCUGAGAAUCCUUGUCCAGUUAGCCACCUGUGGCUUCUGUGCCUAGACUGACGUAUACAGAGGAUGACUUAAUAUGUUUUCAUCAGUUCAGAUGUUUUCAACAACCUUGGGCAGGCUCUGUUAACUGCACCUAACUUAGACAUGAAUACGGCAGAUGGAAAGCCUUCUUUCCAUGUAGUGAGACUUGUUUGGGUCAAGAAGACCCCUUAAAGGCUAGUUAUGAUAGUUAAGUUUUAACAUCUGGUAGCUAGUUGUUUUUUCUCUACCCCAUAAUUCUACUUAAAGAAUGAUCAAGGGGUGUCUUAAUAUUAUAUUGGAAAAUGAAAAAAAUGAUUAUGCCCAGCUUUGGAGUACAGGGGUACGAGACAUAAAGUGGUUCUAGCUUAUUGACUUGAUACAUCUAAAAAAAAAAAUUCUUUUCACUCAUGGACAUUUGAUUAAUGCUGUAGCUCUGGAAGCUUGGAUCUUACCCAGAGGCCUGUGCCUGGCUGCACGAGCCCAGUGAGGAUUUCUUGGGUUCCAGCAUUUGAGAUGGCCUGACCUGCUGCCAUCUCAGUAGUAGUUGUUUCUGUAGUGCAAUCUCUUGAGGGGUAUGUGAACACACAUGCUUGUCUGACCUGCUCAGUUUUUCUCCAGUCUCCCAUCCCUGUGCUCACUAGGCCGAGUCUAUUCCCUGUAGAUGACAACCAAAUAGGCUAUCUAGGUGGGUUGGGCCAUUUCUGUCACGGACUCAGCAACUUUGCACAUCCACAAGUUAUCUCUGUAACUGCGUCCACAAUGAGGCUUUCUUUGCCUACCCAAUUCAUCACUACUCUUCCCAAAAGCACUAUUAUUUAUUCUUUCUCUGUCUGUGCCAGUUCUGCCAACACAUUAAAAAUGAUUCUUUAAAACUU
Messenger RNA from Grammomys surdaster, 2866 nucleotides. It is a transcript of the gene Prc1, whose product is annotated as protein regulator of cytokinesis 1. The record is from RefSeq and is a predicted model, not a curated record. Gene Ontology annotation, molecular function: microtubule binding. Gene Ontology annotation, biological process: microtubule cytoskeleton organization; mitotic spindle midzone assembly. The transcript is spliced from 15 exons. Lineage: Eukaryota; Metazoa; Chordata; Mammalia; Rodentia; Muridae. The coding region runs from base 113 to 1978 and encodes 621 amino acids. Gene Ontology annotation, cellular component: cytoplasm; mitotic spindle midzone; spindle.